AUGUCGGUCCUUCGACAGCUCAUGUCCAACAGCAAGACCCGCUCCUCUGGGGGCUGUUGGACCUGUAGAAUGAGACGCAAGAAAUGCGCUGAGAACCGCCCAGAGUGCGAUACUUGCAAGGCUCUUGAAAUCACCUGCUAUUUCCAGGAUGAAAAGCCGGAUUGGAUGGAUGGCGGACCCAAGCAGAGAGAGAUGGCUGAUAGGAUCAAGGCUGAGGUGAAGAAGCAGGCCAGCCAGAGGAGGGAUCGCAAGUAUCUAGAGAUGCUGGAGGCAGGGACCAAGAUGGUGAGCAUAAGCGACACUGACGAUCCACAGGCCAACGGGGGCCGUGGAAAGGUCCCCAUGUCUGGUGCUUCAGAUACCGACCCGUCGCCUCGUAGCCAUGGAAUCGGCUCAUCGCCAGAAUCAAGCAACACGAAUGGCGCCUCACCGCCCGAAGUGCCGUGGCACAGCCAGGUCUUUGUGCGGCAAGAGGAUAACGACAGUAAACUCGACAACGACCUCCACUUCUUGAUGAUUUAUCUCGAUUACGUCUUCCCCUAUCUGUUCCCCCAUUACCGGCCGCCGGUUCUUGCGGGAGGCCGUGGCUGGAUCUUGGACAUUCUGCAACGCAAUAAAUGCGUCUUUCACACUGCGGUUUCGCUGGCAAACGCAUUCUUCGCCAUUGUUCUGGCAGAUGGAAAGCAGGAGCACGAGCAGUGUGCGAUGCGCAUGGUGCACAGCCUGGAGAGCCAGCUUGAACUCGGCCUCAAAGAACUGUCCAAGGAGAUGUGCUUGAUCAACGCCAGCAAAACCGGCUUCGACAAGGAAAAGGGUCUUGUCGUGAUGCAAAGCAUUGUUCAAAUGCUCUUCUUCGAAGUCGCGACCUCCAAGAAGGAGAACUGGCGACUGCAUCUCGAUGCUGCGAUUGCAUUGUUUGUGCAGAUAUUGUCCGAACCGGAACAGUGGACGGGGACGCUGCACAGCCUGUACAGUCCGCGGUGGCCUCCGCCUGAGAUUGGCGCGAGAAGACCCUGGAGCACCAACCAGGCAGCCCUGCGAUUUUUCACGGCGACUCUCAUAUACAUUGAUGUGCUGUCGAGUGUGACGCUCGGAAGCUCACCGCGCCUGCUCCGAUAUCACGACACUGUUAUCCCAGCAUGUGCAGAAUUCCAAAGAAGUAUCGAGCCUACGCCUGCUGGGCCGCUGACCAUGGAUGAGUUCUUCGGCCUGCCCAACUGGAUUAUCCAGCUUCUCGGCAACGUCGCCGCGUUGGAAUCCUGGAAACGCGAACAACAGCAAAUGGGCUCACUUUCAACCAACGAGCUGGCAUCGCGAGGAAAAGUGCUCUCCGACGGAAUCAAGACCGGGCUUGACCUUUUAGAGAACCACCCAGAACUGCGAUACCCGCCGCAGGGUGUAUUCCCGCUGCUCGUCGCAGACCCUGUGACGGGAGCCCACGCAGAGGCGCAACCGAGGUUCCAGAUGAUUUGGCUGCUUGCAACGCUGAGCUACCUGCAUGUCGUCGUCUCAGGAUGGCAGCCGUCCAGCCCUGAAAUCCGCUGGUCUGUGUCCAAGGCAACAGAGCUGCUCACCUCGCUCCCGACAGGAGCCUGGCUGAGAGCGGUGGCUUGGCCCAUGUGCAUUUGUGGUUGUCUUUCGCCGCCAGAAGACGAAGACAAGUACCGCCAAAUUGCGCGGCGACUUGGCGCGCUGCAAAUAUUUGGCACUGUCAAGGAAGGAAUGGAAGUCAUGGAGAAGGUGUGGUCCAUGCGCGGACAGAUUGACGAGUCCUGGGACGUGGCACGUUGCUUGAAUAUCUUGGGAUAUGGAAUACUAUUGAUCUGA
Messenger RNA from Metarhizium robertsii ARSEF 23, 1827 nucleotides. RefSeq names its product Zn(2)-C6 fungal-type DNA-binding domain protein. The transcript has a single exon. Gene Ontology annotation, cellular component: nucleus. The record is from RefSeq and is a predicted model, not a curated record. The coding region runs from base 1 to 1827 and encodes 608 amino acids. NCBI's taxonomy places the organism in Eukaryota, Fungi, Ascomycota, Sordariomycetes, Hypocreales, Clavicipitaceae. Gene Ontology annotation, biological process: positive regulation of transcription by RNA polymerase II. Gene Ontology annotation, molecular function: zinc ion binding; DNA-binding transcription factor activity, RNA polymerase II-specific; transcription cis-regulatory region binding.